This is a messenger RNA of Chelonia mydas (Green sea turtle), 4526 nucleotides long. RefSeq names its product homeobox C9 (gene HOXC9). The transcript is spliced from 2 exons. The coding region runs from base 1721 to 2503 and encodes 260 amino acids. Gene Ontology annotation, molecular function: DNA-binding transcription factor activity, RNA polymerase II-specific; RNA polymerase II cis-regulatory region sequence-specific DNA binding. Gene Ontology annotation, biological process: anterior/posterior pattern specification; regulation of transcription by RNA polymerase II; embryonic skeletal system morphogenesis. Gene Ontology annotation, cellular component: nucleus. The record is from RefSeq and is a predicted model, not a curated record. Lineage: Eukaryota; Metazoa; Chordata; Testudines; Cheloniidae.
UUAAAGUAGUCCCUUGAUAGAAUUAAAUACAUUUCUAACAGAAACUAGGACAGACUCGUGCAUAUUUAUUAAGAACUUUGGAAUUAAGGUGCAGUCUUACUCUUUUCUCAGCUGAAACAUGGACUGUAAGUUUCGAGGGGCUGGGGGCUUUUUUAGCAACAUCACAUAUUAAUGCAUAUUUAGGCACGUAUCUGUAGCCAUCUGCUUUUUCUUCCUGCUCGAAUUCCCUAUGUUACAUACUGGGGGGGAAAGCAUUCAUGUCAUAUGUGUUCAGGGGACUUACAUACACUGUCCAUAAUGUAUGUCACUGGUGCAUACUGCAUCACUAACGGGCAUAUGUCCCUGUCUUUCUCUCUUUCUCUAUCUCUCCUUGUCUAUCUGUCUCGCUCUGCGAGAAACCACCAUAACCUUCUGAGACUCCACUUUUCUUGUUCUUGCACAAUUUUGAGCAUUCACCUUCAUCCUACUCCAGUUACUAUGAAAUUCGAAGUUAUGAAUUGCCCUUCACAGCACGAGAUAAUCCACAUUUUUUAAGAGAGGUUAUUCUGUGUAGGUUAUUCUUUUCCUCCUCUUCCAGAGAAAUCCACUAACUCCAUUCUUCCAGAAUCCAAUGGGCGUGAUCUAUUUACCUACCUGCCUUUCUCUACGAAGGGAAGGUUAUUUCUUUCAAAAUUCAGCCCGAAGGUUAAGAAUUAAAAACAAAAAUCAGAACCCAAGCUAUUUCAAUCGAUUUGGCAAAAAAAAAAAGUUUCCAUACAUUAAAAUAAUAAUACUAAUAAGUGUCAAGUGUACAUUGUUGCUUGCUGUAAAUAUUCAGAAGGUUUCCCCUUUCCCAGCUACGCCUUAUAGCUGAAACUCACUCCUCCAGUUUUAUUUAAUGAAAGACACAUUUAUGAACAAUCAAAUGAUCCUCGUAAAAAUUUUAUUGAAGGACAUAAAAACAUCCAUGGCUACUAGCCGAAUAAUUCAGAGAGGGUCUGCAAAAGCUGUCUUUUUUGGGGAGGGGGAUGGUGGUGGUGUUAUUAUUCCCCACUCAUGUUUUACAAGCUUAUCCUUUCCACUCCAGGAGACAGUUAUUAAAAAAUAGAUAUGCAUGAUGUGACCAACAGAUUUCUUGCCCUAAAGCAGGUUUGACGACUGUACUUCCCUGUAACAGAUGACAAAAAGUCCAUUUAUUUUUAGGCUAAAAGAGCCUAAAAUCAGAUCCUUCCUUGGGUGAUACUGAAGUAUGAUGGGAAGCAUACCUCUAUUACACUUUGAACCAGUCCCUUUUUACUGAUAUUCAAUUUAAUGUAUCCACUAUGGAAUACAAGCUGCAGAAGGAAAGGACAGACAGAGACAAAUUACGUCAAGAAAUAGUGCCUGGGAUACCUUACACACAUACCUUAUAGGCUCACUAGCAGGGCAGCUUUUUAUGCCAGACAUAGCCACCUCUGGCUAAUGAAAUGCAAGAGGCAUUGCUUCUAAUGUCUGCAUUAUUUCAAGAGUUUUAUGAAAAGCCAGGUCGCAUAGUCUCUAUUAAAAAAAAAAAAAAAAAAAAAGACCUGCGGAUUGAUCCACACUGUAUUUUUGGGUAAAUACAAUCACGUGAGAUCUGAGAGCCAAUAGCAAACUGGGAAAGGCUGAAAAAAUAAUUACCUGCCCUGAUUGUUCUAUGAGAAGAUAAAAAGUACACAUACAGUUCAUACAAUAAUCUUAUGAAUGUAAAAGAGGGGGGAACAUGUCGGCUUCUGGUCCCAUAAGCAACUAUUAUGUAGAUUCCUUGAUAAGUCAUGAAAAUGAAGAGCUCUUGGCAUCAAGGUUCCCAGCCACUGGCUCUCACCCUGCAGCAGCUAGACCUUCAGGAUUAGUACCGGACUGUGCCGAUUUUCCAUCCUGCAGUUUUGCCCCUAAACCGGCCGUUUUUACUACUUCAUGGGCUCCCGUGCAUUCUCAGUCUUCUGUGGUUUACCAUCCGUAUACCCACCAGCCUCACAUUGGGGCUGACACCAGGUAUAUGCGCACUUGGUUGGAACCCAUCUCAGGCGCGGUGUCCUUCCCCGGCUUCCCACCCAGCAGCAGGCAUUACGGGCUCAAGCCGGACGCUUUCCCCGGCCGAAGGGCGGAAUGUGGCCCGGUGGACGGGCGUAGUUAUCCGGAUUACAUGUACGGAUCCCCGGGUGAUCUCAGAGACCGAACUCCGCAGACUAUACCCUCUCCGGAAUCGGAGGCAGUCGCUUCGAGCAAACACAAAGAAGAAAAGAACGAAUUAGACCCUAGCAAUCCCGUCGCAAAUUGGAUUCACGCACGUUCCACAAGGAAGAAAAGAUGUCCUUAUACAAAGUAUCAGACCCUGGAACUGGAAAAAGAGUUUUUAUUCAAUAUGUACCUCACACGGGACCGGAGGUACGAAGUAGCCAGAGUUCUUAAUCUCACUGAACGCCAAGUCAAAAUCUGGUUUCAGAACAGGAGAAUGAAAAUGAAGAAAAUGAAUAAAGAAAAAACCGAUAAAGAACAGCAGUAAAGUUGGCAAAGUCAAAUCAAUGCAAGAGAAAGGAGGAGAGGGGAGGGAGGAAGGGAAAGCUGUUUCUUUGGUUCGAAAUGUUUCUGACUUUGAAUGUGCUGAUCAGUGUUUAGAUUUAGUUAAACACAGCCAAGCGUUUGGGAGCACCAUGCUUUUAUAAAAUGCAACUAAAAUAAAAUGAUUUUUUUGUCCUUUUCGGGAAAACAAAACAGAAAAGUACUUGAAUUUUUUUUAAUUUUUUUUUUAGUAUUUUAUUUCGUAAGUUAAACUUAUCCAGUGUUUUAUUUUUUUAAUUUCAUGACUUUGUGAGUGCAUAUUUUGUACAAAAGAAAAUGAGAAAAAAAGGCUCAAAAGUGUUCUGUCAUAGUGUUGGUCUGGUGUACUUAUUUGUGUAUUUUAUUCCUGUCUCAGACCCGUUCUGUAAUAUUGUUAUGUUUGCUAUAGUAGAACAGCUCUAUGUAAAUAUAUACUUAACGUUACAAAAAAAGAAGGAAAAAAAAAAAAAAACCUUAUCAUGCAGGUGUCUUUUAUUUAAACUCCACUUGAGAAACAGCCAGAGUUUAUUUUGCAAUGGUAUUCAAAGCUGUGUUGGGAUUCUUAAAGGAGACACCCUCCUUGCACCAGUGAAUUUAGCACUGAUAAAAUCGCAGUCUGUUGAAAUGGAAUUUGAAAUAUACCUUAUUACAGGAAGCAAAUGAAGAUGGGUGGAAAGAAAGGACGCUGUUUCCGCUCACAACAUUUUGUAUUUAAUAGUAUAAUCAUAAAAUGCGUUUAGGUAAGGGUUAUACGUGCCAUAAAUUUUUAGGUUUGGAUAAUUAAUUGUAGUAAUUUAUGACCAGGCAAUCGAAGUAUAUGUAAAAGAUUAAAUAUGUAUGCUGGGAAAGGGCGCUUGCGGCAACAUUCCUCUGUCUGACAUCCGCCUAUAUAGCAACUGCUCUGCAUUAUCAAUGGGAUGCCAAGACUUGUAGGUUUCUUCAGCUCCUUGCACCUCAGAGGACGUUACGUUGCAAAGUAAAAUAUAAUCGAUUGGGGAGGAAUGUUUUUAAAAAAGCAAGAAAAAAGAAAACAAGAAAAUGUGUGUGGGGAGAGAAAUUUUCGGUCUCAAUGAAAUAGGUUUUUUUUUUUUUUCCUCACCCUCCCGCCUCCCUUUCUUUCUGUACAGAGGUCUGGAUUGUCUGCUGUGGUAGGUAGAGACCCAUUCCACCAGUCUAAAAUGGGUAGGAAGUUUCUGUUGUUGUCGUGGUUUGUGACCAUUUUAAGUGGCCCAGAUGGGCGAGAACAGGCUGUCACAAUGCAUUUUUAGCUUGAGGUAUAAAUUGAUGGGUGCUCAGAGGCUGCUCAGUGAGAGACAAGAGGGGGAGAGAAAGUAUAAAAAUGAUCAGCGAGGGAUGCUUAAUCAUCAAAACUUGUUAUAAGGUGCCUUUCUUUAAUGAAAUGAGGAGAGCAGGGUUCUAAUCUUUCUAAUCAAAAUCAGAGCGAGGUAGUAGGACAUGCUUGUCGCCUUGGCUUCUCAGCCUUCUCCGAAAUAAAAAACCUGGAAGUCAUUACCCACUGAUCUUUAUAAAAUAUUGCCCUUUAAUAUUUCUUUCUUAAAGUUUUGAGGUUUCUCCCCCCUUUAUUGAUUUGUACUCUCGCUUUUAUGGCAUCGUGGGUUUUUUUUCUUUUUUUUUUUAAGGUGGUAUGGUAUGGGUCAGUCUGAGCAUCAUCCUGGCACCAGAGGAAGCUCAAAGCUCAGUUCAUUCAGAGCCUAAGUCCCCUGCUUUUUAUGUUUGAAACGUCUUAAGGAGCCCACUGAAAUGUGCAGGUUAAAAAGCAUUUUAGCAGGGCCAAGAAUGAUGGGCAAAAACAAAACAAAACAAAAAACCACCACCAACAACCAAAACUGAAUCCAACCCAACCCAGAAUAGUCCUGUCAUUUCGUGUAUUUUUCUCUUUCUUCUCCCCUUCUAAAUCCGUCCGCGUGAACUCCAUUAAAAAACAACCACCACAACAAAAACACUGUUCGGAUUUCAAAAUGGAUUGG